This is a messenger RNA of Ciona intestinalis (vase tunicate), 874 nucleotides long. Lineage: Eukaryota; Metazoa; Chordata; Ascidiacea; Phlebobranchia; Cionidae. The record is from RefSeq and is a predicted model, not a curated record.
CCAUCGUUAUAGAGAAACAUGCAGCUGUUCAAGAGCGUGGCCCCGUUUCCCUAGGGAUGCGUGACAACUUAUACGAUUUAGAGCAUCAGUUAUGCAUUCCAGCAAAGUUAUCGUCCAUAGCUGCUAAAAGUAGGGUGAAAUGUUGCGAAAACCAGUGAUAAUAUUUAUCUUCUUAGUCAUAAUAGCUCUUGUAUUGUUCAUCUGCUUAUUUGUAUUAGCUUAUCUAGGAGUCAUAGGACAGACACAAAUUUGCAACACGCCAGAAUGUGCUGAAAUAUCUGCCUAUUACCGAAAAAACAUAAAUUUUGAUGUCGACCCAUGCGAAGACUUCUUCGAGUUUGCAUGCGGAAAAUGGAUCCGUGAAAAUCCUAUUCCAGAUGAUGCAACUAAACUGGAGACUUACUCUAUUUUAAGAGAUAAUGUUAUUAACCGUUUGAGAGAAAUCUUGGAGGAAAAGGGGAACACUACAGAUGAUGCGAGUCUCAAUAUAGCAAAGGAUCUUUACAAUUCAUGUGUUGAUAUAGACAGAAUAGAGGAGUUAGGCACACAGCCUUUGCUUGAAUUUCUUGUUGGAAAUUUAACUUGGCCUGUGAUAUCAAAGGAUUGGCGUGAUGAAGAUUAUGAUGAGAUUGGAACGCUCACAACGCUCCAGGGAAGCUACAGCAACAGCAUCUUAGUGAAUCUAUAUGUACACGUGGAUGAUGACAAUACUACUUUCUAUGUGUUAAAUGUAUGUUAAUACUGAUACAGAUUUUUGUGCAAAACGAAAGAGUUAAAUCAUUGUGGGUGUAUGUGUCCUUGGGAAAGACUCUUAACGGCUAUUGCUCCAACUCACAUUUGUUCAUUAAAAUUCAUUGUAGCUUGAAACUUAAGC